GACAGCAACAUGAUUGCACCGCUGGCCGCGCUGCUGGCGCUGCUGCCCGCGUGGGGCGGCGCGGAGUUCAGCCCGGUGGUGGGCGUGCUGGCCAUGCCGGAGUUCAACCACACCCCUCCCAGCCGAAACGAAGCUACAUGGCCGCGUCCUACGUGA
Prorocentrum cordatum is the source of this 156-nucleotide messenger RNA. The record is from the annotation of a GenBank genome assembly. Lineage: Eukaryota; Dinophyceae; Prorocentrales; Prorocentraceae.